AGAAUAUACAAAAGUCAUCAAAUUAAAAUCAGAAUCAUGCAAAUAACUAAAAAUUACAAGUUAUAAAUUACUAAAUUUGUAAAAGUGGAUUUUGAAUGUGUUUUCCAAAUUGUAUUUUAUUUUAGUAGAAAAAUAUAAUUUGUGAUUGGUAUUACUAAUAAUUGCCCUGACCCCAUCCAUCAAAAGUUUAUAUAGUAAAUGUGAUACCAAUUUUAAGCUUAUUUCUGCUCUUUAAAAACGUUAUACUAAAUGGAUAACGUUUGAGAGAAGUGGUGUGCGUUAAAGACGAGUUUAGAUGCAGUGCAAUAUGAUUUUGUAUUAAAAUCUGUUGUUCACUGCACAGAGAUAUCAUGGGGUCCAUGCGACCAACCGGCCGAUUCCUUUCGUUUACGAAGAACAUUCCGAGGGCACAGAAACCAACUGUGGCCAGUGGGUUUCCCCAAAGUUUGUCCGGUAGCGAGACGGAUGUCUCAACGUCGAACGAGAACCUGUCCCGUGAGGAGCGCUACGUGGUGCGCCACACCGCGCGCGUCGAGCCGCAGGGACAGGAAACGCAGACCCAGAACAAUAAUAAUAAUAACAACAGGAAUUCCUUGAAGGAAAGUGUGACCGGUAGCAACCGCAACUCCCUGAAAGAGUCCGUGGGUGGCGGUAACAGUAACCGGAGCUCGCUCGACGUGUCUUCUUCAUCUUACAACACGCUCAUCAUCCACAACCAAGACGACCCAUGGCCGGCGCGGCCGACACCUAUUCGAGAACACGAACGAACCAGCAGCGAAGUGAAGCACACCACAACUCAAUCCUCGCCAUAUCACACGUUAAAGAAGGCGGAAACUAAGAAACCCAGUGGCAUACCCUUGCCCAAGGUCCACAAGGAACAGGCGGUUACCACCACGGCCAACUACAUUGAUAUUGGUGGGCAGAGGAUCUACACUAGUCCGCCCGAUCAUUCUGUUCAGGAAAUAACUGAGAUCCCUGAUGACUUCCUCAACCAAUCAUCAGUCCUCAAACACCUGGCCAAAGAGGUGGCCGGCACACCGAGCGCGGAGCGCGGGCCCACCGAACGGAAAUCAAAGGGCAAACCCAACAAGCUUAGCAAGGAGAAGCUUAGCUUGAGUCGGUCGCAGCCGGACCUCACUGGUGUGGGCACUACAGCGGGCGUGCGCGCCGUGCCCGGCGGCUCCGAGUCGUCGGGCUGGUGCAGCGGCGGCGAGGGCUCCGUGGAGGAGCCGGACGACGCCUUCGGUGCCGUGCUGGACGCUCUCGCCGCCGAGAACCAGCAGCUGAAGAGGCAGCUCGGGGACGCGCUCGAGCGCGUCUCCAAGACCAACAAGUUGGAAGAGGAAGUGGAGAAGGUCCGGUGCGCGCACGAGGAGCUGGUGGGGUCGUGCGCGCGGCGCGAGCAGCUGGAGCGCGCGGCGCGCACGCGGCUGCAGGCCGACUGCCGCCGCCUGCACGACCUCAACCGCGCGCUCAAGCAGCAGGUGGAAUUGCUGUCGGCGGGUGUGCGUGCCGACGGCGACAGCAACGCGGAGGCGCUGCGGAAGGAACUGCAAAAUAGGGAGAUGCUCAUCGCACAGCUCAUUGCACAGAACAAGGAGCUGGCUUGCAGUAAAGAAAGACAAGAAAUAGAGAUGGCAGCCCAACGAGCGACCCUGCAAGAGCAGCGCACGCAUAUUGACAUACUCGACACGGCGCUCACUAACGCGCAGGCCAACGUCGUGCGCCUCGAGGAGGAGUGUCGUCACGCAAGCGGCUACGUGGAGCGCGUCAUGGGCCUUCAGCGUGCGUUGGCGUCUCUUCAACAAGCCUCAGACCGCCGCGAACACACCGAGCGAAAACUCAGGGCGCAGCUCGAGAAAGAACUACAGACAUUAAGAAAACGGGAGUGCAACUGCGGCGAGCGCGGCGCGAGCACCGCGGGCGGCGAGGCGGAGCUGCGCCGGCAGCUGCGGGAGCGAGACGAGCGCCUGCUCGCGCUCGAGGGGGAGUGCGCCAAGUGGGAGCAGCGCUACCUCGAGGAGGCGGCCCUGCGGCAGGCGGCUGUGUCUGCUGCUUCCAUACCCAAAGACGCAAAAAUAGCUGCUCUGGAGAAGACCUCAGCGGAGUCCGAGCGGCUGAUGGCCGAGGCCCGCAGCGAGAAGAUCCGACACAUGGACGAGCUGCAUUCAGCGCAGAAAAAACUAGCUGAUCUGGAGAGCAGGGUUAAGGAGUUGGAGUCCAAGGUGGCAGAACGCGAUGCGAUGAUCAAAGUGCUGCAGAAACACACCAGCGCCGCUUACGACAGUGGCGCCUCUCUGCGGAACAACUCCAGUCGCGAGGAGCUAGUGGGCCUGUCGUCGGGCGCGUCGUUCUCCAGCGCGGAGGGCGUGGGCGGCGUGCCGGCGCGCUACCGCCACCUGCGCCGCAACUACUCGCCGCAGGAGAACUGCAGCGGUUGCGGGUUCGACAGCACGUCGCUGCGGCUGGACGAGCAGCUGGCGGCGCUGGAGUCGCGGCUGGAGCGGCCGCCCGUGCCCGCCGUGAGUUACCUGCCCUCCUUGCCCUCUCUGCCCUCCCUGCCCUCCCUUCCCCGCGACGACCGCCCCAGCUACUACUGACCGAUCGCUCCCACCCUACCCUAUCGCACAUCAAUCAAUCUAUCUUAAUUGUUUUUAUACUCUGAAAAACUAAUUUUGUAACUAGAUAUUUGGCAAAAUUUUGAAAAAUAUUGGCGCGAUUGGUCCAUCGCCCAUACCAAUUUCGAAAUUUCCUCAUGAUUUGAAUGUACUUAUCCUAAUGACCCGUUCACAUCUAUUCCAGUAGCAUUCCAGUCCAGUGAUCGAAAGCAGUGCUGGACUGGAUCAUAUCGUUUACGUUAAUUCCAGUAAUUAUCAUCAUCCAUUGAAUGUAUGGAGGCUAUUACCGAAAACAACAAUGCGUGUUCACUGUUUAACGUUUAAACUGGCACUGGAUUGGCUGUCUACACUAUUCCAGUAGCACUGCAUUGGGCAAGCUGGAAUCAAAAAGUCCAUCAUCAAUCCAAUCACUGGACUGGAAUGAGCAUAUUUCCAGUGCCAGUUUACAUUAUUCCAUUAACAUUCCAGUACUGGAUUCGGUCACUAGACUGGGACUGGACCAACUAGAUGAGCCCUAAGUUUAUAAAAAUACUGGAAGUUAUGCGUAGGACAUAAAUGUAUUAUGAUGUGCAAUGUUCUUUGUGUGAUUUUUUACUGAUUGUUAUUGUUGAAAUUGCAGAAAUAUGUUUAUUUUCUUAUCCGUAUAUUUCCGUAAAUUUACAGACUGUUAUGAAACGAUUUAAAUGGCGAAAAAUUCCAAUGAUGGUACGCCGGCUUCCUGACUUUUUUCGGGAAGAACCUUAUAAAAAUACAAUGUAAUUCAAUGUAGAAAAUGACUUACUCUACAUCAUAAAAUAAUACUAUAAGGGCGUGCCGUUUCAUAGUCAUAUUUGUUUGCCUGAAAUUUAUUCCUACGUGUGCUUCCUCCGGUGUUUUUAUAAGCUUGUUCCAGAUUAUACCAAAUCAGUCUUUUGAUGUGAACUUUUAGACACAUCUAGCUCAAAAUCAGUGUAGAUAAUCAUUAAAUGACCCUUAUUUUCCCGUUUCAAUAACUUACCUCGCAAUGAAAUAAGUACAAUUGUAUUUCCGCGAAACUUAUUCACAUUCCAAUUUCAAUACAGCUAUUUACAAAUAAUGCCAAAACAUGGCAAAAGCUUUUUCAUACAGAAAAUAAAUAAAAAAUAUCUAUCUAAUAACAUAAGGAAGAAAUUAAUAUAAAACUUAAUUAUGGUUCUUGAUUCCAAAUUAUUUUGAUUAUGUAAUUUUGUUUUUUUUUUGCUAAUGUUUAUCAAGAAAUCAUCAAUAU
This is a messenger RNA of Cydia pomonella (codling moth), 3864 nucleotides long. Its product is annotated as angiomotin-like. The coding region runs from base 351 to 2600 and encodes 749 amino acids. Gene Ontology annotation, biological process: regulation of cell migration; actin cytoskeleton organization. Gene Ontology annotation, cellular component: bicellular tight junction; cytoplasmic vesicle; plasma membrane. Lineage: Eukaryota; Metazoa; Arthropoda; Insecta; Lepidoptera; Tortricidae. The record is from RefSeq and is a predicted model, not a curated record. The transcript is spliced from 16 exons.